Xenopus tropicalis (tropical clawed frog) is the source of this 1229-nucleotide messenger RNA. RefSeq names its product HAUS augmin like complex subunit 1 (gene haus1). Gene Ontology annotation, biological process: spindle assembly. Gene Ontology annotation, cellular component: spindle; HAUS complex. Lineage: Eukaryota; Metazoa; Chordata; Amphibia; Anura; Pipidae. The record is from RefSeq and is marked provisional.
AUCACAUGUACGGUUGAAGUUGUGGCGCCAGCUGCGUAACGGUGGGUUUUGCUCAAUGGACGAGAAAAGCACAAAGAUCAUCACGUGGCUCAAGAAAAUGUUUGGGGACAAACCCCUUCCGCCCUACGAGGUGAACACCAGGACGGUGGAGAUCCUGUAUCAGCUGGCAGAGUGGAACGAGGCACGGGAUAAGGAUUUAACCCUGGUCACAGAAGAUUUGAAGCUUAAAUCAGCCGAGGUUAAAGCUGAAGCAAAAUACCUUCAGGAUCUCCUUACUGAGGGCCUCGGCCCCUCUUACACCAACCUGUCUCGUAUGGGCAACAACUACUUGAAUCAGAUAGUGGACAGCUGCUUGGCACUGGAGCUAAAGAAUUCUUCCUUAUCCAGUUACAUUCCUGCUGUCAACGAUCUGAGUUCGGAACUGGUCGCUAUUGAGCUAAGCAAUCAGGAGCUGGAAGCUGAACUGACGGGUCUCAGGAAGAAGCUCACAGAGGCUUUGGUGCUGGAGAAGUCGCUGCAACAGGAUCUGAAGAAAGCUGAGGAACAGUGCAAUUUUGAGAAAGCCAAGGUGGAGGUCAGAGCCCAGAACAUGAAGAAACUGAAAGACAAAUCAGAAGAAUACAAAUACAAAAUCCAUGCUGCAAAGGAUCAGCUGAGCUCUGCUGGGAUGGAAGAGUCUCUCACCCAUCGUUCUCUUGUCUCUCUGUCUGAGACACAGACAGAACUAAACGCACAAUCCAUGGCUGCUAAGGAGAAGCUGAAUUCUUACCUUGACUUGGCGCCUAAUCCUUCUCUUGUGAAAGUGAAGAUUGAAGAGGCAAAGAGAGAACUUAAAGCUACCGAGGCAGAACUGACGACCAAAGUGAACAUGAUGGAGUUUGUGGUCCCGGAGCCAAGCAAGAGGAGGUUAAAAUGAACCCUGCCGUCUGUGCAGCCAUAUUGUAUUUAGAGCACUUGCGCUAAAAUAUUCUCCAGCGUAUGGGAAAGCAUUCCAACCCUAAGAAUGUUCAUGUACCUACCUACUCAGUAGGUACUACAGCCAUUCAUUGGCCAGCUAAUGUCACAUGGAGCGGACACAAGGAGUUCCAGGCAUUACAUACUGUAAAUAUGGCCUCCCCCACCACAUUGGAAAUGUUCUGAUAAUAAUUUGUUAUAUAUUUUCUAAAGAUUUGCUGUGAUGCAGAUACCUAUUGUUAUAUUUAAUUGCUGUAAAUAAACACUGCAUUUCA